GGUGAGUUUCAGUCGCCACUCGGUCAUCUUGCCGAACGGGUGGAUUCGAGGAAUCGAUUUAUUCGCGCGUACGCGCUCCUCACACGAAAUCUCGUACUUGAAUUUUUAACUUUUUCCUGCUGUCUCUGAGCCUUUAGAAAAGGGUUGCUCUUCUUCGAUUCGCAGAAAAUUGUUAUUUGAACACAGUGUUUUGAUCUCUGUUCCGUCAUCAGGAUAUACGUAUCGAGUGCGAUUUGUGCACAAUUUGUGUAUGAGAACGUGGUGCUGCAACCGGUCAGCGCGCGUGCACCCUACGACGAUCGAUCGACUCGGGAUACGAUACGAUCCAGAGAGAAGCGAUGGACGAAACCACUCUCCUACGAGACAACAGAUAGAGAAGGAAUCCGAGAAUAAGGAACAACAAUAUACGUGCUACCGCCCCUCGUUGCUACCAUCAUUUGGACAGUUUCAAUUACUAACGAUUUGACAUCAAUCAUCAGAAGAUUUUUUGUAAACGAGAAACCGACAAGGGCAAAGCCAAAUCGCCCUGGAAUAUACGUUAAGACUUGCCGAACGAGAAUUGCAUGAUCGAAUCGGCGAUAUCCUGCAAGUGCUUCUCAUUGUGAGAUAGCACAUUCCCGCGAAAUAAUCAUGUGACUGUCGACAUCUCACAUCCAACCGAUCUCUACCGAGGGAUGUUCUCCUCCGCGGAUACCGCCUGCACGGACGCUGAGGAGGACGCCGAGGAUGUGGAGAACGACGUCGCGGGUACAACGGCGCAGUCGUCACGUUACCUGUCGUCGUCGUCAUCGUUGUCGUCGUCGUCGUCGUCGUCGUCGUUGUCGUCGUCGUCGCGAAUUCGUCACCGUCGCCGCGAGAGCGAUUACUUGGAAGGAUUGCGGUUAAAUGGGUCAUCGGUCGUGUAUCGUCCGCCAUCGUCCGACGACACUUCCGGGAGCACUGUCGAGGACUCACGCCCAUCGAUGUCUUGGGCGCGCGGAUAAGAAGAGGGCAUCGUCCCGCUGGUCCCGCUCACCACGAUCGACAACACACGUGAUCAUCUUCGAGGGACGGUCAGGUGGAUCGAUCGGCGCCGCACUCCGAUUGAUCAUCCACCUCCUCCUCGUUCCUCGCGACGGCUCGAUUGUCAGACUCUUCCAGCCGAUAUUUAUUCCGCACGGAUUCGACGAAUUGUACGAUCGCGUCCACGAACGAGCGACUGUUGGGCCGAUCGUUAGAUCGGUUUGUCGACCACGGUCGACAAUAACGAUCAGUGGUGUUUUUGAGACGAGGUCAGGAAAGUCGAUAAACGAAUUCGCCGAAUCGAGCGUGCGCGGUCAGGCACGUGUGACUGGAAUUUCGAAUGAGUAUCAAACGUGCAAAUCGAUAAACGAAUUUGAAACGCGCUCGAGAAUCCUCGAAAGGCCAGGUGGACCAUCGACCAGCAACGCGCCAGUCGCCGCUGGUGUUGAGCGGUCCUUUGGGUCACUACUAAUCCUCUCGAACAUCAUCGGCUUCCCCGUUGAAUUGUCAAUCCGAUUUGUAAAAUCGACCUGGCGAAAGAAUAAUAAAAACUGGCUCGAAAGAAUCGUCGAUUUCAAGAAACGAAUCUCGAUAAUCGCACGACUGAUCUUCGCCUUCCAUCGAUUAUCAAACGAGCAAACAAUUAUACGUGUUGAACACGUGUCAAUUUUCUUAGAUAAAUUGAGCGAACCAGUAAAUCACUUUUUUCAACCAGCUAUUCUCAAGACGAUCAAUUUCUACGAAACGAUCUGUUUUUCCUUCUUCUCGUCGAGAAAAUCGUUGAUACACAUAGCUGCCCCAUUCCGAGCUGCCGUGAUGAUGUCAGGAAGGAGGACGUCGUUCAGGUGACGAAAAAAGUCGUCGCUCCCACCUUCGCCAUUAUUUAUCGAAGAAUCAUCGACGGAAGCUUUUUUCAACUUCCAUGCGAUCGUUUAAUGGGAUAGUAAACGACACGAGGAUCCACGGCAAGAAAAAUCUCUCAAGAAAUUCGCCUUUGUUUUUUUUUUGUUACUCGCAAGUUUCGGUUGAUAGAAAAAUCGUGGACACAGCCGUGAUAAUCUUUAAUGCCGAAACAAAACGCCAAAACCGAAUCAAAACUUGUUCCAUAAGUUCUAUAAGCAACAAAAAAAGUCUUAUUGAUUUGUCGAAAGUAAUUGAGAAACGAAAAAAAUGAGAAACUAUCAAAUUUUUUCUGUCAAGAGUGCUGCGAAAUCAUUUUAUUACUGCGAAAUUGUAAAAUUCUUCUAAAAAAACUAAUAAUGAGUGCUUUUGCUUCAAAGAGUCACUUGUACGCAGUUACAUAAAACCGCGUUAAAAUUGUUUUAAUGUAUUCCAAACUUUUCCCGUGUAAGUGCUGGUGCAAAUCGUACGAUAUCAAUCUAAUGAAUUGUAUGGUGAAUCGUCACGUUCGAGUGUUAUCACAAAUGAUUCCAAGUGCGUGAGGUGUGUCAUCAUUUUGUUACAUGUAUAUCAAAAGAUAUACCUGAGGUGAAUUACUAGUGAAUUACAGCGAAUGAAAAGAGAAAGAGAAGACGAGAAAAUACGAAGAAUUUUCGUUAUGUGUCGCAGGCGGCUUAUAAUCAUUCUAGCCGGCACAAGCUGGCCGAGAUCCUGAUAGCCAUCGCAGCGACCAGGAUCCGGGACCAUUCAAUAAAGAAAGGAUGCCAGGGGGGCGUAGGGGCCUAGUAGCCCCCCAAAACACGUUCCUGGAAAAUAUCAUACGACGGAGUAGCAGUCAACCUGACAGCAGUUUUCUACUAGCAAAUGCUCAGAUCGUCGACUUCCCGAUCGUCUAUUGCAACGAGAGCUUCGUCAAGAUCUCCGGCUACAAUCGUGCCGAGGUUAUGCAAAAAUCAUGUCGUUGUGGAUUCAUGUACGGGGAGCUAACGGACAAGGAAACUAUUGCCAGAAUCGAGGAAUGCCUCGAGGGUCAGAUUCACGAUCAAUUCGAAAUCCUGCUGUACAAGAAGACCAGUAGCCCAAGAGAGACACCAUUAUGGCUGCUAUUACAAAUAGCGCCCAUCAAAAACGAACGAGACCUCGUGGUCUUGUUCCUGUUGACGUUUCGAGACAUCACCGCCCUCAAGCAACCCAUCGAAACGGACGACAGCAAAGGUGGUCUCUCCAAGUUCGCGAAGCUUGCCAGAUCAGUCACCAGAUCGAGAUCGGUUCUAGUUUCUCAGUUCAGCUCCCAUGUGCCGGCCUUGAAAGACACAGCUGUACCGACCACCACCAAACAAUCACAUCUAGGUCAUAUGAUGUCCUUAAGUGGCGAUGUUAUGCCACAAUACAGACAAGAAGCGCCGAAAACACCGCCACACAUUCUUUUACAUUAUUGUGCAUUUAAGGCAAUUUGGGACUGGAUCAUUUUGUGUUUGACCUUUUAUACAGCCAUCAUGGUGCCGUAUAACGUCGCGUUUAAGAAUAAGACAAGCGAGGAUGUUUCCUUGUUAGUUGUAGACAGUAUCGUCGAUGUAAUAUUCUUCAUCGACAUUGUGCUAAAUUUUCACACAACAUUUGUUGGCGCGGGUGGAGAAGUAGUAUCUGAUCCGAAGGUAAUCAGAAUGAACUAUUUGAAAUCUUGGUUCAUCAUAGAUCUACUAAGCUGUUUGCCGUACGAUGUAUUUAAUGCCUUCGAUCACGAUGAGGAUGGGAUAGGUAGUCUGUUCUCGGCUCUGAAGGUGGUACGGCUGUUGCGACUCGGUAGAGUCGUACGCAAGUUAGAUCGUUAUCUGGAGUACGGUGCCGCGAUGCUCAUUCUUCUGCUCUGUUUCUACAUGUUGGUUGCUCACUGGCUGGCCUGUAUCUGGUAUUCGAUAGGGAGGUCAGAUGCCGACAGUGGGUUGCAAUAUUCAUGGUUGUGGAAGUUGGCUAAUGUCACUCAGUCACCGUACAGCUACUUGUGGACCAAUGCCAGCACCGCACCCGAACUAGUAGCUGGCCCGUCGCGCCGUACAAUGUAUGUCACUGCUCUUUACUUCACAAUGACUUGCAUGACCUCCGUGGGCUUUGGAAACGUUGCAGCCGAAACCGACAACGAGAAGAUUUUUACCAUCUGUAUGAUGAUUAUCGCUGCCUUAUUGUACGCCACGAUCUUCGGUCAUGUCACCACAAUCAUCCAACAAAUGACGUCCGCUACCGCCAAGUAUCACGAUAUGUUGAACAACGUAAGAGAAUUUAUGAAGCUCCACGAAGUGCCGAAAGCUCUUAGCGAGCGCGUCAUGGAUUACGUUGUCAGCACGUGGGCGAUGACCAAGGGCUUGGAUACGGACAAAGUUCUCAACUACUGCCCCAAAGAUAUGAAGGCCGACAUUUGCGUACAUCUUAACCGGAAAGUCUUUAAUGAACAUCCCGCCUUCAGAUUAGCGUCCGACGGGUGUCUGCGUGCCUUGGCGAUGCAUUUCACGAUGUCGCACAGCGCACCUGGUGAUUUGCUGUAUCACACAGGAGAAUCCAUCGAUUCUCUGUGCUUCAUCGUGACCGGCAGCCUCGAGGUCAUACAGGAUGAUGAAGUGGUGGCAAUACUGGGGAAAGGCGACGUUUUCGGCGACAGCUUUUGGACGAAUCCAACGAUCGGCCAGAGUGCAGCGAAUGUUAGGGCGCUUACUUAUUGCGAUUUGCACACAAUCAAGCGAGAUCGGCUCUUGGAAGUGUUGGACUUUUAUCAAGCCUUCGCAAACUCCUUUGCCAGGAACCUGAUUUUAACUUACAACUUGAGUCAUCGGCUCAUCUUUCGAAAAGUCGCCGAUGUCCGUCGAGAAAAGGAGUUGGCCGAAAGAAGAAAAAAUGAGCCACAAUUGGAUCAAGCUCAGGAUCAUCUGGUUCGCAAGAUCUUCUCGAGAUUUCGCCGCGAAAGACAACACACUGCCGACGUAGAGAAGGGCGACGGUAAAGACGCCAAGGAUGGCGAAACGUCGCAUGCCAAGAAGCUAUCUACUCCCGAGGAAGGUGGAACAACCAUCACGAAAACGCGACCCGGCAAGUGGGGUCGUUUAUUAGGUAGCUCAAGUUUAGACACUGGUAGCGAAUCGGGCACAGCCGGCGAUACAUUCAAGCGAUCUCUUAGCGCUAGAGACCCGCGGCCAGGAUCUAGUGCUGGCACCAACAAGGUCUUCCCGAAGCUGAGCAAAUUGGGAGGCACAAUCGAAGAGAGCGGCGAUAAUGUCGAAAAAGAUGCUCAGCAACAGCAGGCGCAACAAGCGCAGCAGACCCUCAGCGUAGACUCGAAGCAAUUGCAGUUGCGACGUCUAGAGAGCUACGACGGUGGUCUGAUUACGCAGCAAUCGAGUCACGAGCGGGAGAUUCUUGCGGCGGUACUGGAAGUGAAAGUGGAUUUGAAGCUAGAAGUGCAAAGGGUAAAUCAGCGGCUAGCCAAAAUCGAGGACAUGCUACAGGCGCUGAUGAACAAAUUGCCUGCAGCCGUCGUCGGAACGUCAUCGUCCGGCGGCGGUAACGGCGGCAGUAAUUUUCAACAACAGAAGAUUCCGAGCUUCACUCUGAGCGGUGUUGUCCAGAGUUGUCAAUCACCCGCCACCUCGAGCGCGAUAACGUUGGUUCAGUCUGCUACUCAGACUACUGAGUACAGACCGUCGAUCGCUACCACGUCGACAUCCACGACACCGAGCGAGGGUUAUCGAGAGCAGUCGACGGCGACGGAGCGUGUGUCGAAGAGCGGCCAGGAGCACCACCAUCAUCAUCACCAUCACCAUCAAUCGUCGUCAUCGCGGGAUGUCAACAAGGAGCUUCUGGAGCGGCUGGCGCAGGCCUCCACGUCGCGCGGCGAUGACUCGAAUGCCCUGGGGCCGCUUAUCCUGCGUAAGCGGCGCAGCAAAUCGCGCAACAAAGGUGCGGCGCCGCUUGCUCCUCUCGCCACGCAGCCAAUGAGUCCUUCAGAGGCCACGGAAACCACGCAGAUGCUCGAGUGUACCGAUGAUCGGGACUCGAGCGGUGGACCGAUCGACAGGACUGUCGCGGACAGGACCGCCGAGAGAUCCGACCGUAAGAGACCACCGCCCAGACCGAGGGAGUAUUUGUGAAAGUUCUUUUUGCACCGAUUAUCUCUUUCCUUCCUCUCCUCGAGACAAUCUGCCGCGGCGCGGUCAAAAAAAGUUCAUCAUCCAAUACGCUUGGUAGUUUAGUUUCUCGUGAGAACAUAAGUCCGCUGUACGAUAACGCGCUCGCAAUUAUCUUAUUCUAAAACGUUCAUGUAAUAUGUACAUCGAACAAUCGCUACUGUUCGUUAUUCUCUCGUUUUAUUUACGUGCAUGAUGAUGGCAUGUUACGCGGUGGUUCAUCAUUUCGUGAUGCAGCUGGAAGAUUUAAUUGUUGGCUACUUUACGCGUGUGACUGAACUUCUUCGAUAACUGCACUGAUUGAGUACUGAUUGUGAAUAAGUUGAUUCUGCUUUUUUCCGAACAGCAAACGUCGCUGUUAACGAAUAUAAAGUGUCGAUAUUUCUGUUUAUAUAUCGACUCUGAUAAAAUAUAGACAUAAUACGUAUUUAAA
This is a messenger RNA of Wasmannia auropunctata (little fire ant), 6507 nucleotides long. It is a transcript of the gene eag, whose product is annotated as potassium voltage-gated channel protein eag. Gene Ontology annotation, cellular component: membrane. The record is from RefSeq and is a predicted model, not a curated record. Gene Ontology annotation, biological process: regulation of membrane potential; potassium ion transmembrane transport. Gene Ontology annotation, molecular function: voltage-gated potassium channel activity. The coding region runs from base 2664 to 6038 and encodes 1124 amino acids. Lineage: Eukaryota; Metazoa; Arthropoda; Insecta; Hymenoptera; Formicidae. The transcript has 14 exons.